AUGUUCGACAGCUCGCAGUACCCCUACAACUGCUUCAAUUACGACGCCGACGACUAUCCUGCCUGCAGCUCCGACGAGGAGAAGCGGCUCACGAGGCCCGCGUACAGCUACAUCGCUCUGAUCGCCAUGGCCAUCCAGCAGAGCCCCGCGGGCAGGGUGACCCUGUCGGGCAUCUACGACUUCAUCAUGCGCAAGUUCCCUUACUACCGCGCCAACCAGCGCGCCUGGCAGAACUCCAUCCGCCACAACCUGUCGCUCAACAGCUGCUUCGUCAAGGUGCCACGGACCGAGGGCCACGAGAAAGGGAAAGGCAAUUACUGGACGUUCGCAGGUGGCUGCGAGUCCCUCCUGGACCUUUUCGAGAAUGGCAACUUCCGUCGGCGACGCCGGAGACGCGGUGUGAAGCGCGAGGAGCCCCCGGGGCCCCCAGAACCCGAGGCGGAGGCGGAGGCGCGCGGGUCCCCCGGGAGCCGGCAAGUCCCGCACCACGGGGAGCCUCGGGGUCCCGCCAGCCCCGCCGCCGGGGCUCACAGAGACAUCAAAUUCAGCAUUGACUACAUCCUCUCCUCCCCGGACCCCUUUCCCACACUCAGGUCGCCCUGUCUCACGCAGGAGGCCAGAGGCCCCCCGCCGGAGCCCCAGCCCAUGAGCCUCCACUUUUGGGCAGCGUGA
Dipodomys ordii (Ord's kangaroo rat) is the source of this 672-nucleotide messenger RNA. Its product is annotated as forkhead box protein L1. Gene Ontology annotation, biological process: cell differentiation; regulation of transcription by RNA polymerase II; anatomical structure morphogenesis. Gene Ontology annotation, molecular function: DNA-binding transcription factor activity, RNA polymerase II-specific; RNA polymerase II cis-regulatory region sequence-specific DNA binding. The record is from RefSeq and is a predicted model, not a curated record. Bases 1 to 672 code for a protein of 223 amino acids. NCBI's taxonomy places the organism in Eukaryota, Metazoa, Chordata, Mammalia, Rodentia, Heteromyidae. The transcript has 3 exons.